GGUAUAUGUCACAAGGAAAACAUGCAGAAGCAAGAGAACUAAUGUAUUCAGGGGCUUUGCUGUUCUUCAGUCACAACCAGCAAAACAGUGCUGCUGAUCUGUCCAUGCUUGUUUUGGAGUCUUUGGAGAAAUCGGAUGCAAAAGUAGCAGAUGACCUUUUAGAGAAUUUGGCUAAAUUGUUUAGUUUAAUGGAUCCAAAUUCUCCUGAAAGAGUGGCUUUUGUAUCCAGAGCACUAAAAUGGUCCAGCGGGGGAUCAGGAAAACUUGGACAUCCAAAACUACACCAGUUACUAGCAAUUACCCUGUGGAAAGAGCAAAACUAUAGUGAAUCUCGGUAUCACUUCUUGCACUCCACAGAUGGCGAAGGAUGUGCAAAUAUGUUAGUAGAAUACUCCUCGUCCAGGGGAUAUCGCAGUGAGGUGGACAUGUUUGUAGCACAGGCAGUACUACAAUUUCUCUGCUUAAAAAAUAAGACCAGCGCAUCAGUUGUUUUUACAACAUACACACAGAAACAUCCUUCAAUAGAAAAGGGGCCACCCUUUGUUCAACCACUGCUAAACUUCAUCUGGUUUCUGUUACUGGCAGUUGAUGGAGGAAAACUAACAGUAUUUACAGUAUUGUGUGAACAGUAUCAACCUUCACUGAAGAGAGAUCCUAUGUAUAAUGAGUACCUAGAUAGAAUAGGACAGCUUUUCUUCGGUGUUCCGCCCAAGCAGACAUCGUCCUACGGAGGAUUACUAGGAAAUCUUUUAAACAGUUUGAUGGGAACUGGAGAAGAUGACGACACAGAAGAUGGUCAGGAAGAUAGCAGUCCUAUUGAGCUCGACUGAAUGUUGUUGUCAUUGGGUGCCGUGUAAAUCUGAUGAUUCGAUGACUCCAAAGACAGUUUUGGAAUUUGAAUCCUGCAGUUGUUUCUUGGCGCCUAAAAGGGCUCCUCUGGUCUUUUAGAAAUGGUUGCUGAAAUGUUUAUAAUGUUUGGUCUAUAUUAUUUAUGUAAAAAAAGAAAGAAACCAACAAAAAGUAGCCAAACGAACCAAUUGGAGCAAUUGUCCGAUACAGCAGCUGGUGACUUUGAUUAAAAUAUAGUCUUCUACGGUUUCUGAUGCAGUAUUCCCUUUUGCACAGUAAUUCAAUAAAGCAUAAAUAUGGGUCUUGUACUUCAUGGCCUACUCAAUACCAUCUUUGUGGUGAGAAAGCCUCCUUGACCUCUGUCACCUCCAAGG
Molecule: messenger RNA, 1223 nt
Organism: Phaethon lepturus (White-tailed tropicbird)
Lineage: Eukaryota; Metazoa; Chordata; Aves; Phaethontiformes; Phaethontidae
Gene: GET4
Product: golgi to ER traffic protein 4 homolog (S. cerevisiae)
Exons: 8
Coding region: 6-830 (274 amino acids)
Biological process (GO): protein insertion into ER membrane
Cellular component (GO): cytosol; BAT3 complex
Molecular function (GO): protein binding
Source: RefSeq, a predicted model, not a curated record